GCAAGCGACUGCGGCGCCAGCAGCGGAAACCAAACCAGCAACAUAUAUACGUACGCCGCCGUAGCCUCGCCUUCUCUUCUCUUCUCUACACCCGGCCCAUUUUCUUCUCCUCCCCUUGCACCUCACCCCCCGGAGAAUGAUGAUGGCGCAAUUCUUCGGCCGCAUGUGGGACAGAGCUCAAGGCAAGCUGGAUGUUAUCAGGAUUUGCGACAAGGUCUUCGAGGAAUUGGCCACGACGAACACCGAGAAUGACGCCAAGCUCUUGGACAUCAACUCCCUUCACAUCGCCACGCUCAUGGUGUACAACGCGAUCAACAAGCAACUGGUCGGGCCUCACAAGGAUCCUCCCUGUAUGAAGGUCGUGGCCGAAAAAAUUGAGCGCUAUCGCACGGAGAAGGAGGUGAUAACGCAGCAGGAGCUCCGGGAGCUGAUCAUGGAGUGGGUGAGCAAAGACCUGCCCUUCGUCCUGGUGAACAAGGCCGCGGUGGCGAUCCUGGCGGCGCCGCUGCUCGCCGUCUCGGCCAAGAACGCCGGCAGGAAGGUGCCGAUGAUGAGGGACGCCGUCGAGAAGGUGCCCACGCCGCUGCUCUUCGCCGUCUUCUCUGCCGCGCUCAUGCUCCUGCAGGACGUCCGGGCAGGCAAGCAGUGAACACCGGAUGACCUGAAUGUCGAUCGCCUGCUUUCCGAUGUAUGAAUGGGCAAAGCGGUGUAGUUGAGCCGAAGCAGUUGUCUGAAACUCUGUAUGAAAAAAUGUACGUAGUCCCAGCGGGCAGUGGCCUUCGUUCUUAACUAGAUGAAUUCCCCGCACGUUGUUGCGGAAAGCAUGGUUAGAAUAAAAUUCAUUGUGCGGCACAUCGAAAACAAAAUUAGUAUUGCAUCUAAGAAAGGUUA
Messenger RNA from Brachypodium distachyon (stiff brome), 891 nucleotides. RefSeq lists its product as uncharacterized. Lineage: Eukaryota; Viridiplantae; Streptophyta; Magnoliopsida; Poales; Poaceae. The transcript has 4 exons. The record is from RefSeq and is a predicted model, not a curated record. The coding region runs from base 137 to 649 and encodes 170 amino acids.